Molecule: messenger RNA, 1426 nt
Organism: Gossypium raimondii (Peruvian cotton)
Lineage: Eukaryota; Viridiplantae; Streptophyta; Magnoliopsida; Malvales; Malvaceae
Exons: 10
Coding region: 60-1061 (333 amino acids)
Cellular component (GO): endoplasmic reticulum membrane
Source: RefSeq, a predicted model, not a curated record
GAAAAACACUAAUAAAAUAUUUCGCAGCUGCCUGCAACAGCAAAAAGCUUGGGAGAAAAAUGAUUAUGGAGUUCUUAUUCACGAUUUUGGCUGCUUUGAUUUCAAUCGUUGCUUUAGGUUUAGUUUCUGUAAUCGUUUUUGAAGCUUAUAGAAGAAGUCUUAAUAAUGCUCAUGUUGACGCGCCCGCCAUCUUUGAGGAUCCGAAAUCACUGAAACAGGUUCCAUGUCCUGAUAUAUUCGAUCCAGCAAAGAAAUACUUGUCUUUGAUAAUUCCCGCUUUCAAUGAAGAGCAUAGACUUCCUGGUGCCCUCAAUGAAACCAUGAAUUACCUUAAAAAACGGGAAGCAAAGGAUAAAUCAUUUUCUUAUGAGGUAUUGAUUGUUGAUGAUGGAAGUAGGGAUGGAACGAAGAGAGUAGCUUUUGACUUUGUAAAGAAGUAUGGUGUAGACAAAGUAAGGGCUAUCCUUCUUGGUAAAAACCAUGGAAAAGGAGAGGCAAUAAGAAAAGGAAUGCUACAUUCACGUGGUGAAUUACUUCUAAUGCUGGAUGCUGAUGGAGCCACCAAGGUUACUGACCUAGAAAAGCUUGAAAAUCAGAUCCAUGCAGUUGCCAGAAAAGAACAUCGUGGGGAUUCAGCUGCUUGUGACACGACCUUUAAAAUAUCUGAUAUCCCAAUAGUGGCAUUUGGUUCUCGUGCGCAUCUUGAAGAGAAGGCUAUUGCUACAAGGAAGUGGUACCGCAACUUUUUGAUGAAGGGUUUUCAUCUUGUGGUUCUCUUGACUGCUGGUCCUGGAAUUCGUGAUACGCAGUGCGGUUUUAAGAUGUUUACUAGGUCUGCAGCAAGGAAGCUUUUCACGAACAUCCGUUUGAAAAGAUGGUGUUUUGAUGUUGAAUUAGUUUUCCUCUGCAAAUGGUUUCGUAUUCCAGUGCUGGAGGUAUCCGUAAACUGGUCCGAAAUUCCUGGAUCCAAGGUAAACCUAUUGAGCAUACCAAACAUGCUUUGGGAACUUGCCCUCAUGUCUGUCGGAUACAGAACUCAAAUGUGGAAAAUUAACUCCUGAGGUUGGGAUUUUCCCGAAUCCAUCAAGCAAACAAUGAAUGAAGAGAAGCAAUUAGCCGAUUCGAUAACAUUAGGUUGAAAGCAUUCUUUUAGGAAAAAAGGAAUUUACAGUCAGCUGAUUGCAGCUUAUCCUAGCUUUUUUCAUUAUACAAUAUCACAGCCAGAACAUGCAGUUUUUUUCAGUUGUAAUAGUGAGGUAACACUUUAAUGUUUUCUUACAUUUUUAGUGUUCCAACUUCUUGAAUUCCAAAACGAUACUAUCUUUUUGUUUCUGUUUUCAUAUAUCCUUUCAAACUAGCUCCAUCAAUAGGAUGGACAGGCAUGAUUUUGAAUUUCAUCAAUUCGGAUUUUGAAAUUUUUUGAUUA